Molecule: messenger RNA, 465 nt
Organism: Ophidiomyces ophidiicola
Lineage: Eukaryota; Fungi; Ascomycota; Eurotiomycetes; Onygenales; Onygenaceae
Exons: 3
Coding region: 1-465 (154 amino acids)
Biological process (GO): endosome organization; regulation of protein localization
Cellular component (GO): BLOC-1 complex; endosome
Source: RefSeq, a predicted model, not a curated record
AUGCCGUCUAAGGCUCCUGGCGUUGCGAGUUAUUAUCCAAUUUCUCGCGUUGCCGGCUCUCCACCGGAAAUUUCAGACGUGAGCACAACGACAGGGAGCGCUGGCGAUUUCGACGUCUCGUCUUCAGGAUACUCCGGCAUUGACGUCAUCGACACGCUGAAUGAUCGCAUGAGUAACGUGUUCGAUGCAAGUAGGCUGGAUAGCGGAAUUGCCAAACAGACUCAGCUAUCUGGUCAGCUUAACGCCAAGCAGCGAGAACUCCUUGAACUGCAGGCUCUCAUGAAGCGCCGUAUUGCGGGCGCGAGAACAAACUUUGCGGACGGGAUCAAGGCCGCAAAGGAAACCAAGUCGGAUCUGGAGUGGACGCAAAAGCGAAUUGGCGCCAUGAAAUCGAAAGCCGAACGAAAUUUACCCGGUGAAUACCGCGCCGCCAACAGCAAAUACGCAUAUGACGAGAGGUACUGA